Molecule: messenger RNA, 1673 nt
Organism: Polyodon spathula (Mississippi paddlefish)
Lineage: Eukaryota; Metazoa; Chordata; Actinopteri; Acipenseriformes; Polyodontidae
Product: homeobox protein not2-like
Exons: 2
Coding region: 75-800 (241 amino acids)
Biological process (GO): central nervous system development; regulation of DNA-templated transcription; neuron differentiation
Molecular function (GO): DNA-binding transcription factor activity, RNA polymerase II-specific; DNA binding
Source: RefSeq, a predicted model, not a curated record
GCUAGCUACUACGACUAUUGCUCAAAGGACCUCCCCUACUAGCGACUGGAACUUUCAAACUACGCCACAACAGGAUGGAGGCAGGCUUCCUAAACGGACCAUCCUACCCUUCCACGGUUCCAUAUAGGACGGGCAUGUCGAAGACCACCUGUUUGCCGUCUACGAAGAUCCCGGAGCCCGGGCGGAUCCACAGGAGUUCCUUCAGCAUCGAGUCCAUUCUUUCCAUGACCCCCAGGGAUCUUGUGCAGCCCAAAGCGGGCGCGCUGUAUUGGGAACCCCGGCCCUGCGUCAAACAGAUGUCGACCUACCCUGGCACUCUGAGCCCCCCUGUGCCAAUGUGGAGCCCACCCUACUCCCCUUAUUACAUGGACUACCGGCCUCAGGCGCUGCACCAGGACAUCCGCAACCAGCUAAUGUACAACAAAGGAUAUGAACUGGACGGAAAAUUCGUGUCCAGAAAGAACUACGUUAGAAGGAGCUGCCGGAGGAUCAGAACCAUCUUCACCGAGGAACAGCUCAACAGGCUGGAGGAAGUGUUCAGCAAGCAGCGCUACAUGACCGGCACCGAAAAGGUCCUCCUGGCAUCGGCGCUCAGACUCACCGAGACGCAGGUAAAGGUGUGGUUCCAGAACAGGCGAACCCGGUGGAGGAAGAUCCAGGGAGGCACACCGGCUGGCUCAGCAGACACAUGCCUGGCCAAAAGCGACGGGAAAGGGCACGAUGAUCAUCUUUCUACUGGUGGAGAGGAGGAAGAAGAUGAAUUCAUCUCUGUGGACGAGGAAGACUGUUGGUCGCAGUAAAACGCAACAAACAGAACUGGCUACAUUAUUUCAAUGGUGGACUUAAUAACUCAAUGGACUAAGUUUUUUUUUUUCAUCAGCUAGUGUAUGAUAUGAAAGCCUCUUACUCGUGUAACCGGUAUACAAGCUCUUGUGUAUAUACUGUAAAAUGAACUUCUUGUUAAACAAGACACCGUGGUUUUAUUUUUUUGUUGCGUAUAUUUAACUCCACUGUGUGGAUAGAGGUGGCAUCUUACUGUGUCACAUCGUUCCAAUAAAUCACAGGGCAAAAAGUGAUAUAUUUUUGUUUCGAUUUUAUUUGAUACUUUUAUAAGUGGCAUUUCAAAUAUGCACGUUUCCAACCAAACGAAAAAGUGCAGAACUUACUAACGCAAAAUGGGUUGUAAGCAUGUUAUGUAAAUGCAUGGAUUCCAUAGCUUUUCUUUCGAAUCAUAUAGCGAGCUUAGUUCUAUUGUAAAAUGAGCCAUUUCGGUAUAAGCAAAGGGUUCUAAACAAUAUAGGGGUUCCUGAUAAAGACUGUGGAAUGUUCAGGAGCCCGACUUUCACUCCAGAAUAAAGCAUUGCAUUGCAGAAUUCUCUGUGUGCUUCAAUUAAAAUACAGCAUAGCUGUAAUAUACAGGGAAAGAAGUCCAAAGCCUUUUGAAGUCGAAUCAAUAAUAAGUUACUAAAAUGAAUAGGCAAGCAGAGAGUCAGAUUUUGUUCCAGUUUGCUAAACUUUUAAAGAGAUAACUGUAUAUUGACAAGCAUACCAAGAUUCAAGCAAAGCCCUAGCCACUCUUCGACACAGCAGCUAUAAUAAUGUUGAUGUGCAUUCUCUAUAUGGUUUACAUUGUACAGCUUUUUUCAAACUGUUGACUAUAAAGAUUCUUAUUA